Formica exsecta is the source of this 2080-nucleotide messenger RNA. It is a transcript of the gene Hph, whose product is annotated as egl nine homolog 1. The record is from RefSeq and is a predicted model, not a curated record. The coding region runs from base 36 to 1526 and encodes 496 amino acids. Gene Ontology annotation, biological process: peptidyl-proline hydroxylation to 4-hydroxy-L-proline; cellular response to hypoxia. The transcript is spliced from 5 exons. Gene Ontology annotation, molecular function: peptidyl-proline 4-dioxygenase activity; L-ascorbic acid binding; ferrous iron binding. Gene Ontology annotation, cellular component: cytoplasm; nucleus. NCBI's taxonomy places the organism in Eukaryota, Metazoa, Arthropoda, Insecta, Hymenoptera, Formicidae.
UCGGAGUGAGGAAAAAAAACUAUAAAUUGAGCGAGAUGUCCGGACCGAUAGUCAGUGGCGCGCAGACCACACACGGCGACGGUGAUGCUCGUACAGACGCGUCGCAGCUGAUUUGCGCGGUCUGCGAGAAAACCGACAAGCUGCAAAGGUGCUCGCGCUGCAAGGCCGUCUUCUAUUGCACCAGGGAGCACCAGAGACGCGACUGGAAACGUCACAGGGAGUUCUGCGCGACUCACCCCGCGCGCGAUAUAACCGAGGACGAGCCGUUACCAGGAGCGGCCAAGACUAGGAAUCGCGAGAUCCCGUCCAAGCAGCGUCAUCCCGUCGGCAAAUCCCGCGUCAUAACGCCCAACACUCUGGUUUCUAACCUAAGCAACGUCCCCGUCUCGGAUGCGUCCAACGUUACCUUGGAGUCGUUGCCGUUGCCGUUGUCGUAUCGGAACGUGAAGCAUUUCGCAGAUUCUAUGACACAAGGAGAGAACGGAUCGAGUCGUCAACAAGAACGGAAGGAGAAUCAGAAUCUUAAGAAGAAAUCAAACGGUGGGAAGAAGAGAAACGCGCGUAAUAACAAAGCCGAUGGUUGGACGUCGCCUAUAACGUACGAAGGAAGUUCGGAGGACGCUAUACUGGGAGCACGAGCCGAGCUCCUCAAUCCCGCUUUAGAGAGCUCGAGAAUUUUUGACAGUUUAAGCAACACGGAUCUCGGCCUGUCUACCCAGCAUCGUAACGGCAUGAAGAACUUUCCGGAAGUGCGGCUGGGUCAGGAGGAAGAACUUUUGCCCCCUUUUCUACAUAGGAAUAGAAAUAAUCUUGAAGAAUUUAUAGACAAAAUUUGCCAAUAUGUGAUAAGAGACAUGGACAAAUACGGUGUAUGCGUGGUGGACAAGUUUUUAGGCAAGGAGAAAGGUCUCGCAGUGCUAAACGAGGUUUUAUAUAUGUACAGUGCUGGAUUAUUUAAGGACGGACAGUUGGUUUCUAAUAAAGGUAGCGCAAAUGACUUAAAGACAAUACGUGGUGAUCAGAUAAUAUGGUUGGACGGGAAGGAACAUCAGUGUGAGAAUAUUGGCACGCUGAUAUCGCGGGUCGAUGCAAUCAUCAUGAGAGCCAAUAAAAUGCACAAUAACGGAAAGAUAGGAAGCUAUACGAUCAACGGGAGAACAAAAGCAAUGGUAGCUUGUUAUCCUGGUCACGGUUCGCAUUACGUGAAACAUGUGGAUAAUCCUAACCGAGAUGGCCGUUGCAUCACGGCCAUUUAUUAUCUUAAUCGGGAUUGGGAUAUCAAGGAGAAUGGCGGACUUUUGAGGAUAUUCCCAGAAGGGUGGCGCGAUCAAGUAGCGGAUAUCGAACCUCUUUUCGAUAGGAUAUUAUUUUUCUGGUCUGACAGGCGGAAUCCGCACGAAGUGCAACCAGCGUACAAAACGAGAUACGCUAUCACACUUUGGUAUUUCGAUGCCGAAGAAAGGAAUCAGGCUUGCCGGAGAUAUCAAAGAGAAAGAGAACUACAUACGAAGAAUGAUAGUUCGUGAGACAUAGAGUGCGAACAACUUAUUACGCCGUCUGAUCGGACUAAAAAAUUAGUAUUUAAAAUUAAUAUUUUAAAUAUUAUGUAUUAUUAAUGUAUUAUAAUAAUUUUUGCAGGAGGAAUUGAAUAGCAUACGAAAAAAAUUAUAUCGGACAAUGCGUGUUUACGAGGAAGUGCAAUAGAAGUAUAAGAGCGUAAUUCUUCUUUCUUUCUUUUUUUUUUUUUUUUACAAAUAGCACUGUAAUAUAUGUGAUGAAUUAAUGUGUGUAGUUGUUACAAUUUACACUUAUAUAUGUAUAAUCGUUUAUUUCGAUUUCAAAGAUUCUAUGUUCGCACUUUGCAAUCAAUAUUCAAAAUGUCUAAUCUGCUUCAUAUAUUUUGAGAAGAAAACUCAUAUACUUGUAUCAGUCAUGCAUUUCUGUUAUGUAAAAUAUAUUAACAAUCCUUAAAGCAUGCUGCAUGUGGAAUAUUUUAAGCAAAAAAUAUGUAAAAUAUAAUGUACAAAAUUUCUUCCAGAGAUCCACUAUUGCAAAUAUUAUACAUCUAUUUUACAUCCUG